This is a messenger RNA of Suillus subalutaceus, 673 nucleotides long. RefSeq lists its product as uncharacterized. The transcript has 2 exons. Bases 29 to 586 code for a protein of 185 amino acids. The record is from RefSeq and is a predicted model, not a curated record. Lineage: Eukaryota; Fungi; Basidiomycota; Agaricomycetes; Boletales; Suillaceae.
CCAUCGCUGGCUACUGCUACGGUGGUUGAUGGCCUUCGAGGUGGUUAAACGCCUGGAGGCCAUGGGUGAAGAAGUCAGGUUUCUCGGUCUUGUCAACGUCCCUCCUUAUAUCGCCCAACACAUGCACAACAUCGAACUCAUCUGCAAGCUUAACGUGUCGUUCUUCCUCGGUCUUUUGUCGAAGCAGGAUUCUGAAAGUAUGGGGCCUACUUUUCAACCGCUCACGCAGAAGGAGAGGCUUGAGAUCGUAUGGAAGAUGUCGCCUCCUGAACGUCUCGCCGAGCUCCAGUUGACACCUGAAAUUCUCGAACACUGGGUAGAAGUCUCUGUGUCUCUCAUGCGCUGUGGAAAGGGAUACAGCCCGUCGGGUGCAGCUCCGGCUAUCGAUGUUUUCUAUGCCGUCCCGCCUCGCGGCCCGGAUGACAAGGUUAACCGGCUCAAUGAGCUCAAGCCAUGGACUGGUUUCAGCCGCAGUGACGCAACAUUUACUGACGUGCCCGGGGAGCACAACACGCUCGUGGACAUUGAUCACGCCUCGCAGUUCCAGAAGCUCUUCCGCAGUCGCCUUGAGGCUCGUGGAGUGUAAACUUUGUUGCGCUUUUUGGCGACAUGGCUACUAAACAUAUGUAGAAACAUUGUUAAUACCCGUACCACCACUGCCGCCUUUUUCCAA